This is a messenger RNA of Colius striatus (speckled mousebird), 3251 nucleotides long. It is a transcript of the gene ZBTB18, whose product is annotated as zinc finger and BTB domain containing 18. The transcript has 3 exons. Gene Ontology annotation, molecular function: protein binding; RNA polymerase II cis-regulatory region sequence-specific DNA binding; DNA-binding transcription factor activity, RNA polymerase II-specific. The record is from RefSeq and is a predicted model, not a curated record. Gene Ontology annotation, biological process: regulation of transcription by RNA polymerase II. Lineage: Eukaryota; Metazoa; Chordata; Aves; Coliiformes; Coliidae. Bases 346 to 1941 code for a protein of 531 amino acids. Gene Ontology annotation, cellular component: nucleus.
CCGGCCACCCGGCCCCGGGCUCCGCGCCGUCUCCGGCCGUCGGUGCCAUGGGGAGCCGCUGAGUGCGGGGCCCUCUUCGCUCCGCCGGCUGCCCCGCUCGCUCCUCAGCUGCCGGCAGGGGGGAGGCCGGGGGGGGCGGCGGCCAGCGGGCGCGGGGGGCGGGCGGGGGGAGGGCGGGAGGGGGGCGAGACGCGAUCCCGGAGCGGCAAGUAAGCGAAGAGGAGCCGGCGGGCGGCGGCGGCGGGAGCGCGGGGACUUCGGGCCGCCGCGGAGUUCUGCUUUUUUUCCACCGAUCUAACAGACCUGGAGCCAGCAAGACUCAGAGGAAAGGACUUAAUCAGGUUUAUGUGUACUAAAGGUUAUGAAGACAGUAUGGAGUUUCCUGACCACAGCAGACAUUUGCUACAGUGUCUGAGUGAGCAGAGACAUCAGGGUUUUCUUUGUGAUUGCACUGUUCUGGUAGGAGAUGCCCAGUUCCGAGCACACAGAGCUGUACUGGCUUCAUGCAGCAUGUAUUUCCACCUCUUUUACAAGGACCAGCUGGACAAAAGGGACAUUGUUCAUCUGAACAGCGACAUUGUUACAGCCCCAGCUUUCGCUCUCCUGCUUGAAUUCAUGUACGAAGGAAAGCUCCAGUUCAAAGACUUGCCCAUUGAAGACGUACUAGCAGCUGCCAGUUAUCUCCACAUGUAUGACAUUGUCAAAGUCUGCAAAAAGAAGCUGAAAGAGAAAGCAACCACAGAGGCAGACAGUACAAAAAAGGAGGAAGACGCCUCAAGUUGUUCAGACAAAGUGGAGAGCCUCUCCGAUGGCAGCAGCCACAUGCCAGGAGACUUGCCCAGCGAUGAAGAUGACGGAGAAGAUGAAAAAUUGAACAUCCUGCCUAGCAAAAGGGACUUGGCGGCUGAGCCUGGGAACAUGUGGAUGAGAUUGCCCUCAGACUCAGCAGGCAUUCCCCAGACUGGCGGAGAGGCAGAGACGCACACAGCAGCAGCUGGAAAAACAGUAGCCAGCCCCUGCAGCUCAACAGAGUCUUUGUCCCAGAGGUCUGUCACCUCCAUGAGGGAUUCAGCAGAUGUUGACUGCGUGCUGGACCUGUCUGUCAAGUCCAGCCUUUCAGGAGUUGAAAAUUUGAACAGUUCUUAUUUCUCUUCGCAGGACAUGCUUAGAAGCAGCCUGGUUCAGGUGAAGGUUGAGAAAGAGGCUUCCUGUGAUGAGAGUGAUGUUGGCACUAAUGACUAUGAUAUGGAACAUAGCACUGUGAAAGAGAGCGUGAGCACUAAUAACAGGGUACCAUACGAGCCGGCCCACCUGGCUCCGAUGAGGGAAGAUUCGGUCUUGAGGGAGCUAGAUAGGGAAGACAAGGCGAGCGAUGAUGAAAUGAUAACUCCUGAGAAUGAGAGAGUCCAGGUGGAAGGAAACAUGGACAGCAGCUUGCUCCCUUACGUGUCAAACAUACUUAGCCCCGCUGGCCAAAUUUUCAUGUGUCCUCUCUGCAACAAAGUCUUUCCUAGCCCCCACAUCCUGCAGAUCCAUUUAAGCACGCACUUUCGAGAGCAGGACGGGAUCCGCAGCAAGCCUGCUACCGAUGUCAAUGUCCCAACCUGCUCCUUGUGUGGUAAGACUUUUUCUUGCAUGUACACCUUGAAACGUCAUGAGAGGACUCAUUCAGGUGAAAAGCCCUACACUUGCACCCAGUGUGGGAAGAGCUUCCAGUACUCCCACAACCUGAGCCGUCACGCAGUGGUUCACACGCGGGAAAAGCCUCACGCUUGUAAGUGGUGUGAACGCAGGUUCACGCAGUCCGGAGACCUUUACAGACACAUUCGGAAGUUUCACUGUGAGUUGGUGAACUCAUUGUCUGUCAAAAGCGAAGCACUGAGCUUACCUACUGUCAGAGACUGGACCUUAGAAGAUAGCUCGCAAGAACUUUGGAAAUGAAAUUUUUAUAUAUAUAAAUAAUAUAUAUAUAAAUCUAUAUAGUUGUGGUACAGUCUAAAAGCAAUCUUGUUUCCUUGAACUGAAAGUUUGACUAUUAGCUUGUUUUUUGCACUUUAAGGCAGCAUGAGUAUUUCACUAAUUUAGCACUCCGAUAAAAGUGAACUGUAGAGGUAAUCCGACAAAGUAAUAAAUUACGGAGCCUGUUUUUGCCCCCUUCUUGGAACAGAAGCCAGCGGAUGCUUUACUUCUAAGGAAUCUCCAGUUCAAAAAAUAAAUAAAUAAAUUUGGACGUGGCUUUAUUCUCCCCAAAACACUGCGUUCUUUUAAGCUCUCAAUCUGUUUCCUCUUAAAAUAUGAGCGUAGAAAUCUCCCAAUUUUGUCAGUUCCUUUACAUUUCUAUAAUUGCAUGAAACCUUUCUAGCUGUUGGAAACCUGAAUGCUUUUAGACCCAAAUGGAAAAUUUCUGAAAUGCUGGAUUAUCUAUUUUUAAACAAGCAGUUGACUUAAAACUUAUUAUGGCAACUUCUGGAUUUCUGACAGUUCCCACUGGAAAAAAAACAAAAAACCAAAAACCGACAAAAAAAAACCGACACAAAAAAACCCAAACCCAUAAAACAAAAACCCUGAGAGUACACUGGGAUCGCUGGGACUCUGUCUUACAUGAAGGUUUGCUUGGGAUGAAAAAAGGAUAUUGCAGCUUCAGCAGUGAUGAACUGUGUGUUUAAAAAUGUGAAUUACUGUUAUUGUAUACUGUAAUUGAUUACAUGGGCCGGGGGGAGGUAUCAAAGAACUUGGCAGGUUGUGUUGAUGCUCUUAGUUGAGUCUUGAAAAGUAAAUAUUAACGCUACAGAAAUGCAUGAUUUUCAGUAUAUUUUUGUCUUUGUUUGCAUUGUAUAACUUUAAUGAGUGAGUUGAGAAUUAUUUAAUUUCCUUAGGAAGAAAACAAAAACCCGACACUGCUGAAAGUGCCGGUGUUACGAAGAAGAGAAAUGCACUGUUUUUAUUUUACCUAAUUUAAAUUUACUUUCCCACUGUUUAAGUUGAGAAGAACUGAAGCUACGAGUUGCUGAUUUAGCUACCUUAACAAGGGAAAAUUAAAAAAAAACAAAAAAACAAACCCUGAAUGUUUACAACCAGGCUUCGAGAUUUGCAUGUACGAUGUGCAUUUACUAACCCCACACCCCUUUCUAAUUGCACAGACCCCACGCCAGCUCCAACUGAGGUGCGUCCAUUUCCCCAGAUGAGCAAUUGCAGGAUUCCUGCUGCACCACUCCACCACAAUAGGUCGUUCUUUUUUUUUCUCCCGCCUC